AUGCGAUCGCCUUGCUCGUGUGUGUCCUCCACCACCCUCCGCGCGCACUCGUCCCCAACACCCGUUACCCCUGCUCUUCCCCACGCCCCGUGCGCCCAUGAGCAGCACGGACUCCCCCCCCCCGCCACCAGCUCGCGCACCAUCUCCGCGCUGCCCGCCAUGGCGCGCCCCGCGUGGCGAAUCAUUUCCACGCCGCAUUCUGCUCUGCGCGUGCUCAACACCAUUGUGGACGGCCGCACCAAGAUCAUGAACGCGCUCACCUCCAUCCGCGGUGCGUGCAUUCCCGCAUUCCCGUCCCUGCAGGAAUCACCGUGGGCUGCGACACUACUGGCGCGGCAGGCGUCCUACUAUUCGCUCACGCUCGACGAAUUCCAGGCGACGUUCGCAGGGGCGUCGCACCAACGCCGUCUGGCUCCGUCUGGCUCGCCGAGGAGUCGCAGAUGUUCGCCGCCGCGAAAGCCGCUGGGCGCGCAAAUCCGCGUGCGUGUGACAGGGCUGCUGUGCGCGUUCUCGCUGCGGCGGCAGAACUCCAGUGCGGCGAUCACACGGGUCGCUGGGAGCGCAGGGAGCGCAGGGAGGGGGUUCACUGGGGUCGCUGGGGGAGCUGAGGGAAGCAAUGGGAGUGCAGGGAGCGAUGGGACCCGCCCCUCCAGUGGUGGGAUUGCCAUGGGGGUGGGCAUGGGAGGGGGCAUGGGCGGAGGCGUGGGCGGAGGCGUGGGGAUGGGUGGGGGAAUGGUGCCCACUGUGUAUGGUGUGGGCGCAGGCAUGGGCGCAGGUAUGGUCGCAAGCAUGGGCGCAGGUAUGGUCGCAGGGAUGGGCGCAGGGGGGCUGUGGGGGCUUGCUGGGGCGGGCAUGGUGGCGGCGGAUGAGGUGGGGGGCGGGGGAGAGAGGUGGGGGGGGCAUUCCGUGCCAUUCCGAGCUGACCUGGUGCUGCCCUGUGCAGGCCCUUCCAGCCAGAACCGCACUGCACCAUUUUGGAAGCUGCCAUCCGCACCAAGGUGGGCGCCCUGCCUCUCGGGUGUCUUCCUCCUCUCUCCCCUCCCGCACCUGCAUUGCGCCCCACACACCCUGCAUCACCGCUCCCCCGCUCUACCAGUCACCUGCCCCCUGCGGUACCGCCAUCGUGCUUCUCUGCCCGAUGCCGUCAAGAAGCUGGCGCGGCGGCUGUUGUUUGACAAGAGUGCGAGCGACAACCACGAGCGCAGCAUUCUCACCAAGCUCAAGCAGCAGUGCGGCGGCCACUUCACCUCCAAGAUGGAGGGCAUGGUCCGUGUCUCCCUCAACGCGCACACACACAUCUGCACCCCCCUCCCCCUGCACUCCUGCUGCCUAUCAUUUGCACUGCUUACUCACACAGCCAUCCGGGUGACGGAUCUGACGCUGGCGCCGGAGCAGCAGGCGGCGUUUGAGGAGUAUCUGGCGGACAGCCCCGGGCACAGUCCGGGCAUAGACCUCUCCGUCACCGUGCUCACCACCGUCUUCUGGCCCUCCUACAAGUCCUCCGACCUCGCGCUGCCCGCUGAAAUGGUGCGGUGUGUGGAGGUGUUCAAGGAGUUUUACCAGACGAAGACCAAGCACCGCAAGCUGAUGUGUAUCUACUCGCAGGGCACGUGCAACAUCACGGGCAAGUUCACAGCGAAGCCCAUCGAGCUCAUCGUCACCACGUACCAGGCCGCAGUGCUGCUGCUCUUCAACGCGUCUGAGCGCCUCACGGACGAGGAUAUAGUGCGCCUGCUGCACUCGCUCUCCUGCGACAAGUACAAGAUUCUCGUGAAGAAGCCCGCCGGCAAGACCAUUGAGCAGAGCGACGUGUUCGCUUUUAACCCCUCCUUCACAGACAAGAUGCGGCGCAUCAAGGUCUGCGCUCUUCCUGCCUGCCUGGUGUAUUUUGCACGCCCCUCUCGUGUUUGCUUAACUGUGGAAUGCCGUCUGGGUGUUGCUGCCCUUGUCAUGGCCCAGUUGCCAGCCGCCAUGCCACAGGCGUCUCACAACUCUCUUCCUGACCCAUGGCGGGUGCGCUGCCAUGCUGUGUUCUGUGGCGGUGUGUGUGUGGAGACGAGCAGGUGCCACUGCCGCCAUAGACGCGUCCACUGUGCGCAUCAUGAAGAGCCGCAAGGUGCUGGGCCACCAGCAGCUCGUGCUCGAAUGCGUCGAGCAACUAGGCCGCAUGUUCAAGGUAACGCCCCUCCCUCCUCACACACCUUACCCGCCUGCGCCAGUCGUUUACUCUCGUUGCUGUCUUGUAAAUUUUCUGCCAAGGUAACCGGACAUAAGGCGAUCAAGAAGCGCACUGAGGAUUUGAUUGCGCGUGAGAACCUGCAGCGUGACAAGGAGAACCCCACCAACUUCAGAUACCUCGCUUGA
Closterium sp. Naga37s-1 is the source of this 2364-nucleotide messenger RNA. NCBI's taxonomy places the organism in Eukaryota, Viridiplantae, Streptophyta, Zygnematophyceae, Desmidiales, Closteriaceae. The record is from the annotation of a GenBank genome assembly.